Amphimedon queenslandica is the source of this 702-nucleotide messenger RNA. Its product is annotated as EF-hand calcium-binding domain-containing protein 9-like. Lineage: Eukaryota; Metazoa; Porifera; Demospongiae; Haplosclerida; Niphatidae. Gene Ontology annotation, molecular function: calcium ion binding; calcium ion sensor activity. The coding region runs from base 69 to 650 and encodes 193 amino acids. The transcript is spliced from 4 exons. The record is from RefSeq and is a predicted model, not a curated record. Gene Ontology annotation, cellular component: cytoplasm.
CAAAGAGUAGAUAAUAAUUAUUAUACUAACACCCACACAAUCACUGAGCAGCAGCUGUGAAUCCUGUGAUGAAGGUAUUGUCUUCAUUUUUGAAUUCUCUCCAUCUUGAUCCCAGCUACUGCUUGCUCAGUGUAUAUGGAGUCACUCUUGUUCUUCACUACUAUAGAUCAAUGGAUAUAAGAACAGACAUGACCAUGGAUGAUGUGCAGUUUGAAGUAUUUCUGAAGAGUGUUACUGACCUCAGUAGUGAGAAGGUAUACAGAGUCUUUGAUAUGUUGGAUGUUGAUUGUUCUGGAGUCAUUGAUUUUGACGGAUUCUAUCUCUUAGUUUGUAUUCUAGUUUCAAUCAAAGAUGGUAUGGAAAAGCAGUUCAUAUCAUGUCAUUCAAGAACAUUGUUUGAUCUGCUGGACAGAGACGCCGAUGGAAAUAUAUCAGUAAAAGAAUUUGAAAGAUUUGGAUUCCUAUUUAACCUAACGAAAGGGGCUAUCAAAGAAAUAUUUAAAGAAUUUGAUGUAUCUGGAGAUGAGAUAUUGGAUUACAAUGAAUUUCAAAUGUUUAUAAUGGCCUGUGUGGACAAACAGAAAGAGAUUGAAGCUCAAAGGAGUCAUAUCAAGGAAUGGCUUCAAAUGACACUUUGCACAUUGCUAUAGACUCAUUGCAGUAUGGUAACAGACAUAUAAACUAAUUACAUCAUUGAUUUAU